CCCUCCCCUGCACCGCUUUAACAAUCCAAAAAAAUGACAAAUACUGUGUGAUGUCGAUCGCGUCUUUAUUUUUUUGUUUAAUUUAGUAAAUUAACAUAAAUCCAUCAGUAGAUCAAAUCGGCUGAGAAAAUAUUAUAUUUUCAUUUGGAAUAGGAUCAGAUGACAGUGUACUGUAUUGUAAUUUAGACGAAUUUAGAUUUGUGAUUUAAGGUUAAGUCAUAUCAACAUGGUUCAGGCAGCAGAAGAAAUGGAACAACCUGACCUGCCUCAGGCAGUUAGACUUCUCAAGGAAAUGAACAUGAAUAUUCAACAAGUGACACAACUUGUAGAUAAUAUGUUGGUCCGAGUCAAAACUGGCGAAGUCACAACAGACAAAGGAUUGAGCUUUCUGGAGAUGAAAUAUCAAAUGCUUCUUAGUUAUCUUAUAAACUUGACUUACAUUGUAUUACGGAAAUGUUCUGGAGAAAAAAUUGAGUCAGAUCCUUCAAUUGACAGAUUAGUAGAGUUGAGGACUGUACUUGAAAAGAUUCGACCUAUUGACUCCAAACUUAAGUAUCAAAUUGACAAACUUGUUAAAACUGCUGUUGUUGGGGCUACGUCUGAUGAAGAUCCACAGUCAUAUCAUGCGAACCCAUCUAAUUUAGUUAGUAAGAUUGAAGACUCAGAUGCUGAAGCCAGUGACAGUUCAGAUGAUGGGGACAAUAAGAAAGACAAAGCAAACAAAUCUAAUAUCUAUGUACCUCCAAAAUUGGCAGCUGUGCAUUAUGAUGAUAGCAUAUCAAAACGUGAGAGUGAAAUGAAAAACAAAGAAAAGUCAAAAAAACAAUUCUUGAAUUCUAGUGUUAUGAGAGAGCUCCGAGAUGAGUAUUCAGAAGCACCAAUGGAGGUAAGUUCAGGAAACCAAAUCAAGCAAUCAAUAUCUAAGCAGGAACAAGAAAAAACAGAGUAUGAAGAAAAUUAUCUUACACGUUUACCUGUCACGAAAGCUGAGAAGAAUCGCAGACGUAAACUGACAACUGUAGGUAUGCUAGCAGAUGAAAUCACAGGCCGAUCAGCAGCUACUCGUAAGCAUAAAAUCAAGUCAAAAAAGGGUAAAGGUUUCAAACGAAGGCGCACACAUUAAUAUGUAUCUCAAUUUUCACCUCUAUAAUAUUUGAUUUAUGCUAGUUAUCCUGUUAUUGUCAGUAAUAAUAAUAUUUAAUGCAACAUAAUAUAGUUAUUUAAUUUAAUCCUUUUACUGAAAAAAUAUUUUAUAAGAAUGUAGUUUGCUUUAGUUUUUGUUUUAUGCAUAUUUUUAUCUUAUAAAACCUACAGCAAAGGAUAUUACUGACAGUAAAGAUUUUAAUAAGGCCAACAUAAAACUGAAAAAUCUUUAACGUGAUAAUUUACUAUUUUUUUAUUUAUGUUGCCUGUUUUGUUUUUUUUGAGAAACAAUUACUCAAAACCUAAGACUAGGCGCAGACCACCGAUUUUUAGUUGGCCGAUAGUUGGGCUCGAUUUUAACUUGUAUGAAGAAUCGGCCAAAUCAAAUCGGUGUAAUGUGCGCACAACUUCCAUACUGAUCAACUGCCCGACUAAACUAUCGGCCGACGAAAAAUCAAUGGUCUGCGCCUAGGCUAAUAACUAACUUCAAGUCAGCCAGAUUGGUUGAUCUAUUCAUUAAUUGUGCAAAAGAGACUGGGUAGAGCAGUAACAGAUAUAAUUUUUUUGGAGUAUGUAAUUAUUCAAUUAUUCCAGCAGUAAAUAGAAAGCGAAUUACUUCACUCGGUAAUUUUUUGAUUAAAUUCAUUUUUUGAUAAAAAACAUAAUUUACACACAACAUUCUUUUUCUCAUUGUAGUAAUUUAGUUAUUAGUAAUUAGUAAUAUAUUUUAUAAAUAACAUGCAUGCUACUUUUUAAUUAGUAAUGGGCCCACAGCAUAGCUCUACCUACAAUUUCUAAAUACUGCUAGGAAUAUUAAGAAUAAUUAUUGUUGUUUUAUGUACAUUAUUUUGAAUAGCAGAACACCCAGGGUGAACCAGGGGUACAAGAAGUUAACCGUGGAACACCUAGGUGAACCAGGGGUACAAUAAAUUAACCAUGGAACACCUAGGUGUACCACUUUGGUGUUCCAC
Molecule: messenger RNA, 2114 nt
Organism: Ostrinia furnacalis (Asian corn borer)
Lineage: Eukaryota; Metazoa; Arthropoda; Insecta; Lepidoptera; Crambidae
Product: neuroguidin
Exons: 2
Coding region: 227-1123 (298 amino acids)
Biological process (GO): maturation of SSU-rRNA from tricistronic rRNA transcript (SSU-rRNA, 5.8S rRNA, LSU-rRNA)
Cellular component (GO): nucleolus; small-subunit processome
Source: RefSeq, a predicted model, not a curated record